This is a messenger RNA of Durusdinium trenchii, 2316 nucleotides long. NCBI's taxonomy places the organism in Eukaryota, Dinophyceae, Suessiales, Symbiodiniaceae. The record is from the annotation of a GenBank genome assembly.
AUGGCAGAGGGCACCAUGCCGAUGACCCUGCCGAAGCUCCUGGCGGGAGCUCAGCUUUCACACCUUCAAUCCCAGGAGACGUUGGGCACCGCCGAACUGCGGGAAGCGGUCCGGUGUCCGGCCAGCGUGGACGAGGACACCUGGAUCGCCGCUCAGAUGAAGGAGAUCUUCGUCGAGGCGGUCCGAAUGGUGCACUUCAUGGGAGAGUUCUGCCAUGAGAGCCGCUGCCCGAAGAUGUGUGCAGGCGACUCCACGGAGUACAAGUGGGCCGAGGAGGGCACCGCGGCAGCUCCAGAGUCGAUGCCGGCCAUUAGCUACAUGCAGCGCUUGAUCGACUGGGCGGAUCGAAAGCUCCUCGACCAGGCACUGGUGCCCUGCGACGGGAGCCCCAUGCCGGCGUCCCUGCGGCCGGAGCUGGCCACGAUGCUGCGGCGGCUCUUCCGGAUCUACGCCCACGCGUAUGUGCAUCAUUUCGCGCAGAUCCAAGCAGUUGGCGCUGAAGCUCACGUGAACUGUAGCUUCAAGCACUUUCUCUUCUUCGUUUUGGAGUUCAAGCUGGUGAGGAUGGAAGAGAUGCUGCCUUUGGACCGCGACCGCUCGAGUGUUGUGACGAUCCGAUGUUCAGAUGGGGGUGCCAGCUUGACUCCAGCUGACAAGAGCUGUAUGUUCCUGGACCCGGUGAAGACAUCCCUGAUGAAGUACCAGGUUUCACCAGGGCGAAAACAUCGUGUGCCUUGUUUGAAGGCGCGCUUCGGGAUCGUGGACGUCUACAACAGCUGUCACGAGGAGUACGUCUACUCCACCACUUCGAAUCCCAAGCGGACUCUCACCUGGCCCAGCGAGGGCCUUCACAACGGAGGUCUGGACAAUUCAGAGCACAACUACAUUGGUCAUGUCGGAGACGAGAUCCUCAACCAGGAGACCGGGAAGAGCUACGAGCUCCUUGAGAGCCUAGGUCAAGGCAGCUUUGGGCAAGUCCUGAAAUGCCAAGUGGAUCAAAGGCUGGUGGCGCUGAAGAUUAUCAAGAAUCGACCCAGCUACUUUAACCAGGGCUGCAUUGAAGCGAAUGUCCUGAAGCGCUUGAAUUCCUGUUUCGACCCGGAAGACCAGUAUCACAUCGUUCGGAUGUUGGACUGUUUCGUCUUCAAGAAGCAUCUCUGUAUUGCCUUCGAACUGCUGGAGUUGAACUUGUUGGAGUUCUUGAAGUGGAACAGCUACAAGGGCUUUGCGCUGCCCACGAUCCAAAGCGUCACGCGCCAACUCUUAGAGGCGAUGAUCUGUGUGGUCCAAGCCUCCCUGAUUCAUUGCGAUCUGAAGCCCGAGAACGUCAUGGUUGUCAGCAUGACGCCCAUCAGGAUUAAGUUGAUUGACUUUGGCUCAGCGUGUACGGAGAGCUGCCCGAGGCAUGCCUACAUCCAAUCACGCUUCUACAGGUCUCCUGAGGUGAUUUUGGGACUUCCUUAUGGCAGUGCCAUUGACAUCUGGAGUUUAGGUUGCAUCGUGGCGGAGCUGCUCUUGGGCUUGCCUCUCUUUCCAGGCCAGUGUGAGUAUGACCAGCUGCGCUGCAUCGUGAAGAUCAUGGGCUUACCACCCAAGGAGAUGCUGUCCGCGGGCAGCAAGAGCAAGAGGUACUUCAAGCGGGUCGACGAGGCCUUCGUGUCCACCGAAGAGGGUCGAGGCGGAGAAGAAUGUUGUGAAGGUCCUGCUGAGCAGGUCACCACCAUCUCCACUGUCGCCAGCACCGCAACCACCGCCGACACCGAGCUGACCGUGCAGGUCGAGGUCGAGGUAGAGCUCGAAGGAUCCCAAGCGAAUCCGCAAGGUCCUGCCCAGAUGGAUGUUUGGAAGGAGGCUGACCACGAGCAGCGAGCCACGCAGAUGCUGCAAGUGCAGGAGCCACGCAGAACCACGAGCUGGAGGCUGAAGACAGGCGAUGAGUAUGAGAACGACUCCAACAAGAAAGCAGCUCGCUCGCGGCGCGCCUGGCCCUUUACGUCCAUCGAGGAGGUGGUCAAAGACGUGCCGGAGGAGAAUCGAGGCUGCCUCCUGCAGUUCCUCAUGGGGCUCUUCCAAAUGGACCCGAAUGGGCGGUGGACAGCUAGACAGGCCUUGCAGCACCCCUUCAUCAACGAAGACGCGCCCUUCAGCGAGGGCUUCAGACCUCCCCAGGAGCUCCGCCCAGGUGCAGCUGGUUUGCAAGGACUGUCGCCCAACGUGAAUGUGAACUGUCGUCGGGCCAAGCCAGCGCCCUCCAGUACCACCGGUACGCCGGCGAGUUCGCCGAACCAUUCCUCGACGGGCUCGGUGCGGGGCUGA